Messenger RNA from Suillus discolor, 3324 nucleotides. RefSeq lists its product as uncharacterized. The record is from RefSeq and is a predicted model, not a curated record. Lineage: Eukaryota; Fungi; Basidiomycota; Agaricomycetes; Boletales; Suillaceae. Bases 1 to 3324 code for a protein of 1107 amino acids. The transcript has 8 exons.
AUGACUACUGAGCCUAGUGCAGUGGCUUCAACAGCACCAUCGGUUACUCACUUUAGUGGUAUUUCUAAGGAAGAUAAAGAUAAUAUGGAAGAUGAAGAUAGCAGUGAUGACGAGGUUGAUGACGGGGUUGAUGUCACAAUCGGUGUUGAUGUAGAUUUGCACUCAGAAGGCCUUGACAUUGAGGCUGCGGUUCAAGAUCUAGCCAUCAGCACUGAACAGGCUAACGUCAAAGCUAUUGUCCAGGGGAUAGAAUAUCUGGCCAUCGGGGAUGACAACGCUGGAGAAGAUUUUACAGCAGCGCUGGCUAAUGUGUCAUCUGGUGAAGAUUCAGACGACGACGCUGGUAGUGGCACUGUGCCCCCUCGAGCCAAAGAUUCUACUGAAGCCCCAUCAGCCCAACCUGAACAUGCCUUAGGGUCCAUCGGCCCUGCCACAGAGGCUUUGGUUAAAAUUAUCAGCUUACCCAAGAGACCUCUGCGUUCGAUUGCUUCAUCUGCCGAUGCCACGCCUCCCUAUUCUUCUGAAGUGAGCAUCCCUGGUGAUGAACUAGGACGACUCCAGAAGUUUGGCAUUGACGUCUCCAAAAUAUCUGCAAGAACAGUGAAUCGCAGGCUGUUCCCUCAUGGGUUACGGAAGGACAUAGUUGAGGAAUUUAGCCCGCGCUUUGACCCCAGUGCAUCUCCUGCUCUCAACAACCUUAACAACCAUGAUGUUCUCCAGAAAAUUCAGUGUGCCUAUCUGGAGGACUACGACCUAAUUGUUUGCCGACACCUCCAUAACGGUGAAUACUGUGGAUACGGUGUACCACUAGUUGAGCUCGCAAGCCACUGCUUCACCCUGCUCGGAAGCUUGUCUGUCAACAACACCACCCGUCACCCCCAUGCUGUGGCUCUUUUGAAACAUUCGGCCAGCAAUAAAAGUAAUGCACAAAUCGAUGCAAUCUACGCCGAUAUUAUACAAGUCUUUCCCAAUGUUGUCCUGACGAAUGCUGAACUUCGGGCGCUGCGACCGCUGGCUAAUCAACGUGGACCUAUAAAGCACAUCGGGAAGCCUGUACCAGGCCGCAAAUGCUCCCGAUGUGACUACGCAUGGCCGGAUCACAUCGCUAACAAGGGGUUUAGAGAGCAUUGGCACAACCACAAUGUCAAGUGUUCUCACCAUGGCAAGACCCAAGUCAAUGUGAGCCGUGACUCCCAAGCCGUUGAAGUCCAAGCCUUCGACCGGGGUUUGAAAAGAGCUCUUUAUUUUGCAGUCAGGGGUGGCGAUAGUAAAGUCGGUAGUAAUUCGCAGAAGACAGGCGACUUAUCUAUCCUAGCAACUGAACUGCGACGGUUGAUGCCUGCAGCUGCCGACCAAGGGGGACGGAAACUCACGAAGAAGGCCGUCGGCGCAUCAGAGCAUAUCGCACCAUAUGAGGCAGCUGCAUUAUGCCACCUGGUAUCCCUUCCUGGCAAAGGGGAAAGGCUACUGAAAUGGCUCCAGAAGGCUGUGGUUUCUCGCAUUGAGGGACUUUGUGAGGAUGUUCCCCAAGCCAAUUUAGUAAUCCGCAAGCUUCUAGUUAAGCCACGAAAUGGAGCAAAAUCUUUGGCCGAGCGCUUCAAUGCACCCACUUGCCGGCACUCCCGCGUCGCAUACGCUUCGGAAGAAGUGAGAUUGUUAUGCUUUGUUCUCAGGUGUAUAGCCCAGAAAACGUACACCCUGCUUCCUAUGGGCCCUGAGUCUACCGUAACAACCAAUGGCUCCUACCAUCUUUUCCUCACCAACAGCCAGCUAGAAGCCUCAGCCAUACUUCAAAAGCUGCUGACAUCAUCGCAGGAGGGCUGUGAGGAUCUCACCGACGCCAUACACAAUAUUUUAGAACAACUUUACAUGCCUUCCAAUACCCUGGAUAUGUUCCAAAACCGGUACAUCAGUCCAGUCGCCGCAUUUGUUUGUCUUCGCGCUGUCCAUCCAGAUGGUGGAUUUAUUACACCAGAGCUCAUAACCCCUACCACAGUCCGGACACAGUUUGACAUUCGGCUCUUCGUAAUGGACUUCUUAGACCGGCAGUUCAGCGUCUACCGGAAGACCGUCAAAAGUACAGUUGAGGCUGAUCAGGGUGACUUAGAUGUUCUGAAGCGUGGGCUGAGAAACCCUGGAAAGGACUGGGAUCAAUACUGUGAGGAUAUCAUUGAGGAAUGGACAGCAGAAAUGAAAAACACCCCUUGUGGAUUUGUGCGCGAGUGGAUCAAAUCAUUAAGCUGGAUCGUUCGCAAGACGCCUACCAAAGCCAUUGUUACGUGGCUAGAUAAGGACGAUAAACUUUCUGUCCGCCUUCUGACGCACACGGUCAAUAUCAAGCAGUAUCAUGCUGCAGUCCAGUCAACUCUUCAAGACUGCAUCGCCCACGUUCGCGCCAAAGUACUUUUCAAUAUCACACUCCCGCACUCCAGCUUAGAGGUGCCAUCACACGAUGAUCAAAAUGAAGACGCCAGGGGCUACGGCCUGUUUGCAUUCUCCCUUGACGCCAAUGACCUAGGGGAUUCUUCAGUCCUACUGGACUCUCUGUCCGAUCUUGGCACCCUGUGUCGAUGGGAUGACGCAACCAAUAGAAUCAGCUGGGACACCGCCGCGCUCAGCCGGUGGUUGGUUGACGUGUCUCUAGCUUGGGAGUACGUCUAUCUGCUGAUGCAUUUGUUGGCUCUUCCGGCACGCGGCACUGAGGAAGAAAUGUGGCAACAUGCCAAUGGGCGAGAAUCCAGAAGACACCUUUUUUUCUCCAGCAAGCUUGGGACUCUGGUCACAAAAAGCAACUACAAUAAAUCCUCCGCGCUCACAGGGAUCUACAAGACAAUAAUACGCGUCAUUCCCUACGAGGUUGCCAAGGUCAUUACUAUUCUACUUCGGAUCGUUCGUCCUGUCGAAAUAGCAGCGAUCCUACAGCUCCAAUGUAGUACACCAGCUCACAAGCAGGAGGUUACGGAACUGUACCAGACUCGUAUCUUUGUGACGCUGGGGCAAGCGUGGGACUCUGAGAGAAUGUCUCUGGUCCUUCGAACCUGGUUCAUGAGACAUUUGAAGGUACCAUUCAGCAUGCGGUUGCACCGCCAAUUCGCGCAAGCCUUGCAGCGCAAGUUUCUGUCAUACAAGGGCCAGAAUUUGUUGGCUGAAGCUGCGAACCUUGCUAUGGGACACACCCGGCAGACGGGAGAGAUGCAUUACGGCCGAGAGACGGAAGAUUUGGCAGUUCCUGUAUCGUUACAGGAACAUUUCGAGGUGGUGGGCAGGGACUGGAUUGAGUGGCAUGGCAUUUCAACCACACAAUGUACGACUGCAAAGAAGUAG